AUGCUUUAAUUUCUUGUAAUUGCUUUGUUCCUUUAAUAAAGCUUGUGUUAGUUAGGGUAAGAUGAUGCUGAUUACACUGAUCAGUAUGAACCUGAUAUAGUAGAUGUAACAGAUGAAGGCACUACUUCUGGUUUGAGUUCAUCAAAUUUAAAAAAGUUUGUUCCUCAAGAAGAUGCUUAAAAUUGUGUUGAUACAAAUUGUGCAGAGGAGAUUGUUGCAUGUAAACACAAUGAAGAUUGUUUUGGUAAUUAUGGAAGGUUUGAGAUUUGCUAUAAUUAAACUCUUUCAUUUAAGAACUGCAAAGAACCAUUAUUAAAUAGUACAUUAUCUACAGUGACCUUUGAAUUAUAAGAUUUGAUGGAGUGUUAUAAUCUUUGCGGUUGGUCGAAGACUAAAGGAUUGAAUGGAUUCUUGCUUUGCGUAGUAUUUGGGCUUGAUUUAUUGUUAUUUUGA
Paramecium octaurelia is the source of this 453-nucleotide messenger RNA. The record is from the annotation of a GenBank genome assembly. NCBI's taxonomy places the organism in Eukaryota, Ciliophora, Oligohymenophorea, Peniculida, Parameciidae.